UCGGUCACGUAUCUCAGUUUUGCUCCUCUCGACUUAUCUCGAGCUAUAAAAGCGCCUCCUUUUCAGCUUCUGUGAGUGGAGGUCUCACUAAACUGCAGACAUCAUCUGCUUAGCUUAGCGACACUCCGACUUCAGGACCUUCACGUACGCACAUUGCUACCUGCCGGGCGGCGUCGUCUCGCUGUGGUGCUGUGCAACCGCGAAUGUCACGUCAACUCUGCGCACUGAAUUAGAGCAGAAGCGCCGGCGGGAGGUUUGCACUGCACAUUAGCACAGGAAACGGCGACACGCUGAGCUAAGUGGCUCUGAAAGCGCAACACACAGAGGAGCGACAUGGACGAGCUGGAUGCAUUACUAGAAGAGCUGGCAAAGACUACCCACCAUGCAGCUCCAGAAGUCACACCUGAUAACAGCGAUCAACCUGUUGGCACGGAGCAAAAUGCAGCUACGGACGGUGGAGCAGCCUUCACUGGACAGGUGCAACCAGUUUACACAACACGAUUCCCAGUAAAAAAAGAAGGUGAUGAAGACGAGGAGCACGUAUACAGUGAGCUUCCAGAACCGCAGCCUUGUCUUCUGAGCCCAAACUCAGCCUCACGAGAACUGGAUGACAUCAUGAAGGGCCUUUUACAGCUGGAUUUAGAGAUUGGUGAAAGCCCCGAGUCCAGCUGUUACAGUGUCAUCAGUGGGAAAAAGCAAGCAAAGGGUGAAGACAGCAAGCCACCAAAAACCACAGUUCAUUCUUCUAAAACAAGCCAGGAAAUUGACGACCUUCUUGGUGACCUCAGCUCUGGCAUGGAGAAGAUGGGCGUCAAGACGACUGUGAUAGGUGACUGUGCGGCUUGUGGAAAGUGCAUCACGGGGAAGGUGGUAACUGCUCUGGGGGUAACCUGGCACGCUGAGCAUUUUGUGUGUGCCCACUGUGGAGUGGAGCUCUGCUCAAGGGGAUUUUUCGAGCGGGAUGGGAAAGCCUACUGUGACACCGAUUACCACAACCUCUUCUCACCUCGGUGUGCCUACUGCAGUGGGCCCAUUCUACAGAAAGUCCUGGCUGCUCUGAAUAAGACGUGGCAUCCGGAGCACUUCUUCUGCAGCGAGUGUGGCAGGGUGUUUGGUGAUGAUGGAUUUCAUGAGAAGGAUGGGAAACCGUACUGUAAGCCUGACUUUUACCGUCUCUAUGCACCAAAGUGUUCUGGGUGUGGUGAGCCAGUGAGAGAGAAUUACUUAUCGGCUGCAGGCGGCCAGUGGCACCCCGAUUGCUUUGUGUGUGCGGACUGCAUGUCACCAUUCUUAGAUGGCUGUUUCUUUGAGCUAGAUGGGAGACCUUACUGCCAAAUCCAUUACCAUGCUCGCCAAGGUACCCUCUGUGGGGGGUGUCAGGCUCCAAUCUUGGGUCGCUGUGUGUCUGCCAUGGGUCGUAAAUUCCACCCAGAGCAUUUUGUCUGUGCCUUCUGCUUGCAUCAGCUGAGACAAGGAGUUUUCAAGGAGAACAACGAGAAGCCGUACUGCACCAAGUGCCAUGACAAGCUCUUUCUUUGAGUCAGUGAACAAUCGUACAAAGUCAUCAAGCAGUCUAAAGUGAUACAAAUGAAGACAACACAUGAAAACAAGGUGGACGACAAGAAGAUUCACCACAUAUGUGUUUUGUCCAAUAUGAGAUACAAGAAGGUCAUUUCUGGCGAUAGUUCCAGUGUGCUUCCAUUUCAAUGUAUAAAUCUUACGUUUGUGGUAAACACAUCAGGGCAGAUCUCUGACAUACCCACUUGCACAUUUCACUGUUUACUUAGAAAUAAAAAUCAUUAUGAAAGUUUAGUUUUAUUAAGAGAAAUAUCCUGAGGUAAACUUGUCUUCUACACAAAUCUGUUUGCCCAUCUUAAGGGUCACCUCUGACUGGAUAAACACAUGAAGAUAAAAGCCCAAAAUUAAUUUUCUUGCAUAAUUUUCCCCCAGUAACAUAACACUUUGUAUCACCGACUGAUUCAUUCAACAUGCAGGCUUUACAAACACAUUUAAUAUCAUUGACCAACAGCAUUGUGCUUUUCUGUUAAGACCUGCUAUGGUACAUCAAAUAAAAUAUGUAUUAAAGAAA
Molecule: messenger RNA, 2089 nt
Organism: Polypterus senegalus (gray bichir)
Lineage: Eukaryota; Metazoa; Chordata; Cladistia; Polypteriformes; Polypteridae
Gene: lpxn
Product: leupaxin
Exons: 9
Coding region: 334-1539 (401 amino acids)
Source: RefSeq, a predicted model, not a curated record